ACAUAAUGUAAUCUCAUCUCUCAUAAGUCAUACUCCACUCAUAAGCAUUUCAUCAAACACAUACGGAGUAGCGAGCAAUGUCGCUAAUCCCCAGAAACACCUCCAACAAUCAAACCCCUUUCACCCCAUUUUCUCAAAACUUCUGGGAUCACUUCUUCUCCCAUGAUUUCCCUCUCCAACCCUUCACAAACCUCCCACUCUCCCCCUUUCUCACCCCUCCUCACUCAGCGCGUACAGUCCCAUACUCGGAACUCGCCGUGGAAACCUUCGGCGAGGUGAGAACCCGGCUAGAGUGCAAGGAGAUCCCAGAAGCGCACUUGAUCGUGGCCGAUUUGCCCGGGAUCGAGAAACACGAGGUGGAAGUCGCGGCGGAGGAUGGCGGGUUUAUUAAGAUUAGCGCCGUGGAUGGGAGGUUCUCGUGGCGGUUGAGGUUGCCCGAGGGUGCGGAGGUUCAUUUGAUGAGUUCGUCGGUGGAGAACGGUGUCUUAACCGUUGUGGUUCCGAAAUUUGUCGGGGAAAUGAUGUGGGAAAGAGAGAAUAACGAGGGAGGUCGUGAUGUUAGAGUAAUCGAAAUUACCGGCGAAGAUGAAUGAAAAUUAUGGUAGUAAAGCUAGUAAUUAGGCUUAUGUUCCUUUGUGUAAUUAUGUGUAUAAGUGUAUGUUGUAGACUUGUAGUAGAAGUUUAUGUGAAUAACUAAAUAAAUAUGUACUUCGUAGCACUUUUGAUUACAUUGUGAAUUUGUGACCUUUGUCUAGGUAAUUUCGUUUACAGUUGCUAUUUUUAUGAGUUUAACAAUCACCAUAAAAAUAAUAAAAAUUGUGUUUACAUUGUGAC
This is a messenger RNA of Spinacia oleracea (spinach), 834 nucleotides long. RefSeq names its product 18.3 kDa class I heat shock protein. The record is from RefSeq and is a predicted model, not a curated record. The transcript has a single exon. Lineage: Eukaryota; Viridiplantae; Streptophyta; Magnoliopsida; Caryophyllales; Amaranthaceae. Bases 78 to 593 code for a protein of 171 amino acids.